Messenger RNA from Talpa occidentalis (Iberian mole), 2159 nucleotides. It is a transcript of the gene CLYBL, whose product is annotated as citramalyl-CoA lyase. Lineage: Eukaryota; Metazoa; Chordata; Mammalia; Eulipotyphla; Talpidae. The transcript is spliced from 9 exons. Gene Ontology annotation, biological process: regulation of cobalamin catabolic process. Gene Ontology annotation, molecular function: (S)-citramalyl-CoA lyase activity. The coding region runs from base 1 to 1194 and encodes 397 amino acids. The record is from RefSeq and is a predicted model, not a curated record.
AUGAGGGCCGUGGCCGGACAGAGGGGCGUGGCCGGGACGAGGGGCGUGGCCAAAAGCGCUGUGGGCGGGGCGACGCGGGGGCGGUGCGCGAGUCGGCAAGAUGGCGCCGUGCGUGCUGCGCAGUGUGGCGUGUGGAGCGGCGGCGGUGCUGCCCAGGCUUGUCCUAUAAGAAUCGGAAGGAAAAGGAACCCUGGUUUUCCAGCUGGAACUGUAGGACUGGACGGGGGCUUCAGGAAGGCACCUCCACCAGCCGCCGUGUCCAGGUGUGGCUACAGUUCCUCUCCUGCUCACAAGUACACCCCCCGGAGGGCCGUGCUCUACAUACCUGGAAAUGAUGAGAAGAAAAUAAAGAAGAUUCCAACCUUGAAUGUAGACUGUGCGGUGCUUGACUGUGAGGAUGGGGUGGCAGCGAACAGAAAGAGUGAAGCGCGACUGAGAAUAGUAAAAACUCUUGAAGACUUUGACCUGGGCCCCACAGAAAAGUGCGUGCGAAUCAACUCCGUGUCCAGCGGCCUGGCCGAAGAGGACCUGGAGGCGCUUCUGCAGUCCCGGGUCCUGCCCUCCAGCCUGAUGCUGCCCAAGGUGGAAAGUCCUGAGGACAUCCAGUGGUUUUCAGACAAAUUUUCGUUCUACUUAAAAGGCCGAAAACUUGAACAACCAAUGAAUUUAAUCCCUUUUGUGGAAACUGCCAUGGGUUUACUCAAUUUUAAGGCGGUGUGUGAAGAAGCAGUGAGGACCGGGCCUCCAGCAGGUCUUUUUCUAGAUGCAGUCGUUUUUGGAGGAGAAGACUUCCGAGCCAGCAUAGGUGCAACAAGUAGUAAGGGAAGCCAAGACAUUCUCUAUGCCCGACAGAAGAUCGUGGUGGUAGCCAAGGCCUUUGGCCUGCAGGCCGUCGACCUGGUGUACAUCGACUAUCGGGACGAAGAGGGGCUUCUAAGGCAGUCACGAGAAGGCGCCGCCAUGGGAUUCACUGGUAAGCAGGUGAUCCACCCAAACCAAAUUGCAGUGGUCCAGGCCCAGUUUACUCCUUCUCCUGAAAAAAUUAAGUGGGCUGAAGAGCUGAUCGCUGCCUUUAAAGAACAUCAACACUUAGGAAAGGGAGCCUUUACUUUCCAAGGGAGUAUGAUCGACAUGCCUUUACUGAAGCAAGCCCAGAACAUUGUUACGCUUGCCACAUCCAUCAAGGAAAAAUGAUCUGUUAAAUGAAGCUCUCAUCAGGUGGGCUGAACAUAUACAGCGGGCUUCUUAAAAGACAAACCCUAAUACUCCAAGCGACUUGUUAGUAUGCCAGGUUGGAGCCUUUCUCCCUCACAACUCAUGUAAAUCACUUUUUGUUGUUUCUCCUCUCACUGGCCGGCUACUUCUCCAAACAUGAAGUCCUUCUUUUUGGUUCCAAGCUUACGAUUGUACCGUUCAUGAACGUGUUAUAGAUACUGACGCAUGAUUUCACGGGGAGAUAGGGUGGUGGGGGAAUCACGGGCUGCCAGGGGGAGUGGGUCAUAAAGCAGAUCUCCCCCAAAUCCAUGCCCUCCCUUCGCCCUGCUAACGCUAGUAAAUGUCUCCUAUGUCGUUCAUUUGUGUGAUCAACACCACAAAUUAUUUUCAGAAAAGCCAGGCUUUUAAAAAAAAUCAUCACUAAACAAAGGGGUCAGGUUUAUUUCACGAGGAAUCUGAUUACACAGGCGAAAGGCAUAGGGAAAGUGGCGUACCAGAGUGGGUUGUAAAGAUAGUGUCUAAAAAUAAAUCCUCAAAACUGAUUACUUUGAAGCCCGCCCCCCAAAGCGAAGCCUCCUUCGCCCAGACGGAAACCCUGAACGACUUCAUCCUGGAAGACCUUGGGUCAAUACCAGCCGUUCAAACCGCUAUAUGCGGAAAUGCAAGACCAUCCCUGCUCCCCCUGCUUCACUCUGCCACGGAGGCCGCUCUCCACCCCCCUGUCAAAGCGCGGCCGGGACAGGGCCGGGAGCGAUAAACUUGUAGCCUCUGAGAAGACACAGGCCGGCGGGGCCCGGCAGAGGGUCCCCUCCGAGAUUUGCAUCCCAUUAGAGAUGCAGCUCCAGGUCAUCUGGGUGGUGUGGUUAACGGGCUUAGUGAAGCUGUUUUGAAGAGGUGAACCCAGCUUGCGGGAAGGGUAAAUAAACAUAACAACCAGCCAUUCU